This is a messenger RNA of Camelina sativa (false flax), 992 nucleotides long. Its product is annotated as histone deacetylase HDT4. The record is from RefSeq and is a predicted model, not a curated record. Lineage: Eukaryota; Viridiplantae; Streptophyta; Magnoliopsida; Brassicales; Brassicaceae.
AAGUUUAAAGGAGGAGUAAGAAGAGCAUCCAUAUAAAUAAAAGCCGCUCCUUUGUUCUCUUUGUUUUUUUCAAACAAACUCUAAAACCCUAAAUUUCAUCAUCUCAAAGCAGCCACACACAUCUUCAUCUUUGACUAGCUAUGGAGUUUUGGGGAAUUGAGGCUAAGCCAGGGAUGCCUCUUAUGGUGGAACCAGAAGAUGGUUACUUAAUCCAUGUCUCUCAGGUUACUAUUGGUGACUUGAAUAAGUUGAAAGGAGAUGAGAAUGUUCCAAUUUAUGUGAAGCAUGGUGAGGAUAAGAAUAAGAUUGUUAUCGGAAAUCUCUCAAAGAAGUUUCCUCAAGUUUCUCUUGAUAUCUUCUUUGAUCAAGAGUUUGAGAUUUCUCACAGCUCUGUAAGCAGUGUCUUUCUUAUUGGUUACAAGUCCCCUGGUGACGACGAACAGGAUGAGGAGAUUGAUUCUGAUUCUGAGUUAGAGGAGUACAUGGAACAACAAUGUGGUGCUUUGCCUCCAAAUGAAAUGAAUAAUGAGAUCAAGCCUGAAGAGGAUGAAUCUGACUCAGGCGAAGAAGAUGAUGAAUCCGGCUCAGAUGAGAUGGGUUCUGAUGAGGAUGAGGAUGAGUCUGAUGAAGAAGACGUAGAGGAUGAAUCACCUUUAAAGGUUGAGCCUCCGAGUAAGAAGAUUCCAAAUGGUAAAGCAACGAACAACACAGUUGCAUCAAAGAAGGCUAAAGCUGCGUUUCAGAACAAGUCAUCAGGAGGGAAGAAGAAGUGCCCAUUCCCAUGUGGUUUUUCCUGCAAAAACUAGAGACUCUGCCAAAGUCACAUUUUUUCAUACAAGUUUUUGCUUUUUGAUACAAAAUUUUGAUAGUUAUUACCCCUAUUGGUUAAUGGUUGAGUUACUUGUGAGGCUUUUGGGCUCUUGAAAAUUUUGGAUUAUUCUAAUAUGUUGUUAUGUUGUCUUUUGGGGUGUUAGUUAAAUGGUUUCAAUGGU